Messenger RNA from Dendroctonus ponderosae (mountain pine beetle), 973 nucleotides. Its product is annotated as 40S ribosomal protein S4. The transcript has 6 exons. Gene Ontology annotation, biological process: translation. The record is from RefSeq and is a predicted model, not a curated record. The coding region runs from base 90 to 875 and encodes 261 amino acids. NCBI's taxonomy places the organism in Eukaryota, Metazoa, Arthropoda, Insecta, Coleoptera, Curculionidae. Gene Ontology annotation, molecular function: RNA binding; structural constituent of ribosome. Gene Ontology annotation, cellular component: cytosolic small ribosomal subunit; ribosome.
CAUCAAGCUUUGCGCAUGCCGCCGCAAACGUCCAAAUCGGUUGUCACUUGUCACAACAGUCUUCGUUCUUUACGUUUUUCGUUGGCAAGAUGGCUCGCGGUCCUAAAAAACAUUUGAAGCGUCUAAAUGCGCCAAAGGCAUGGAUGUUGGACAAACUGGGGGGUGUAUUCGCCCCUCGGCCAUCCACCGGCCCACACAAGUUGAGGGAGUCGCUGCCUUUAGUGAUUUUCCUCCGCAAUCGCCUUAAGUAUGCCCUCACCAACAGUGAGGUUACAAAAAUCGUUAUGCAGAGACUUAUUAAAGUCGAUGGAAAAGUCCGGACAGACCCCAACUACCCAGCCGGAUUCAUGGACGUGGUGACCAUUGAAAAGACUGGAGAAUUCUUCAGGCUGAUCUACGAUGUUAAGGGCAGGUUCACAAUUCACCGAAUCACACCAGAAGAGGCAAAGUAUAAACUGUGCAAAGUUCGCAAGGUCGGGACUGGCCCCAAAGGUAUUCCCUUCCUCGUUACCCACGACGGCAGGACAGUCAGGUACCCUGAUCCCAAUGUGAAGGUCAACGAUACCAUUCAAUUGGACAUCGCCACCUCAAAAAUCCUGGACUACAUCAAGUUCGAAUCUGGGAAUCUCUGCCAGAUAACAGGGGGCAGAAAUUUAGGUCGUGUGGGCACCGUCGUGAACAGAGAAAGACACCCAGGAUCUUUCGAUAUAGUACACAUCAAAGACGCCAACGACCACGUCUUUGCUACUAGGUUAAACAACGUUUUUAUAAUCGGCAAAGGAAGCAAGGCCUUUGUCUCCCUGCCCCGAGGAAAGGGAGUGAAACUAUCCAUUGCCGAAGAGCGAGACAAGCGGCUGGCAUCCAAAACGCAUUAAGUCUUUGUUGAUUGUCGCCUAAAAGAUGGGUUCCUCUCAAUUUCCAGAAUUUGGGAGCAACAUAUCUGUGUUUUGAAAUCAAUAAAACAUAAAACCGA